Molecule: messenger RNA, 675 nt
Organism: Dentiscutata heterogama
Lineage: Eukaryota; Fungi; Glomeromycota; Glomeromycetes; Diversisporales; Gigasporaceae
Source: the annotation of a GenBank genome assembly
GAACUUACUAAUGCAUAUCACGGCGCAUUGUGUAAUAGGCCGUAUGAGACAAAGAUGAACAGUGUUAAAUAUAUUGGGUACACGAUCAGUCUCAUAUCAAGACCUGAUAUACGUUACGUAGACAUACUUAACAAUAUCAAUUUUGCAGGCUCAACUAUAAACCUUGUACAGACUAUAAGUAACAAUUGUUUAGUAUCAAGCAAUAACCAACUUCUUGGAAGGAGUGGCCAUCUUGUACAACAAAAUGACAGAGAUCGUGGCAGUAGAAGAAACCAUAACCAAAGAUAUGAUCUCAGUAAAAUUCUCAUUCCACAAUCGGAUUUUAAUUUUGAAAUGUCAAAUGCCAAGUGCAACAAAAAAGACCUUGCCAAAAAGGUUAAGAUUACUCCUAACCAUAAUCUUAAAGAUGAAAAUUGCGUAGAUGGCAUUGAAUUUGGUCCAGAAGAGGAGGAUGAUGAUGCGAUUGGAAUGACAAGGACCCAGAAAUUGUUUAUGGCUGAACAAAAACAGAAACAACCUGAAGAAAAACAUUUGAAUCUCGAAGCUUUUGAGCAAUUUUCGAUAGAUAGUGAAAGAUAUUAUAGUGAUUAUCGCAAUUGUUGUAAAAGUUGGGGCAAAUAUUGUGGUGGCUGUGAAAUCCGUGAAGGAUACUCUAACCGCUAUAUAGGGGAAUAA